GUUGGCCGGAAGGUAAGACCCCACGGCCGUACGGAUCCCAAUCCGGGCCUUUGCCGGGCCGGACGGAGACCCGUUUCUCUUAGGUACCCAGGGGCGGGCACAUUAUAUAAGGCAGCAAUUGCUUACCUCAUCCAUGGCAUCACCCCUCACCGUGCGAAGAGCUCCGGCACUAUGCUUUGGUGCCAUUUUCUCGUUGACGACACUCAGCCCAGGCACCUUGAAGCGGGCAAACAGGCGCUGACAACGACAGUCCCACAUCUAACCCACCACAGUGCCCGCGUCCUGUCACUAUCGUCAGUCAAGGUCGACUUCCCAUCGCAAAGACUUAUUGAGCCCUCGCCAUUUCGAAGCUUGGGUUGCCCCUGGAUCUCAUCCGAAAGAAGGCAAAGUGCCUCGCAGUCAAUACUUCAUAUUCCCGUUCUGACCCUCUCCCGGCAGAACCCUCCGAGACCGCUUCUAUCAUGACAGACAUAAUAGCCGACCAGGCGCCACCAGCCCUCGCCGUACCAUCGGAAAAGGAGAAGAAGUACGACCGCCAACUAAGACUUUGGGCUGCGAGCGGCCAAGCGGCUUUAGAGUCUGCCAAUAUCCUGCUUGUGAAUUCUGGCACGGGCACUGUUGGUGUUGAGACACUGAAGAAUCUCGUACUUCCAGGUAUUGGAAACUUCACGAUUGCUGAUGAUGCCGUCGUGAGCGAGGCUGAUCUCGGUGUCAACUUCUUCCUGGACGAGUCCCAUCUCGGCAAGUCGAGGGCUCAGAGCUGUACAGAGCUGCUGCUGGAGCUCAAUUCUGAGGUUCAGGGUGACUGGUAUCCUAAAGGCUCGGAAAACGCGAGCCUCCAGCAGCUUCUGAAAACCCCAGCUCCCUUCACCAUCAUUCUGUACACACUUCCCAUGAAACCCGAAGAUCUCACUACACUCGAGGCUUACAGCCUUGAACACAAGACACCAUUGAUUGCGAUACACUCCGCGGGCUUCUACUCUUACUUCAGCACUCGUCUUCCAGGCAUUUACCCCAUCGUCGACACUCAUCCGGACGUCACAGCCAUCACGGACUUGCGGCUUGCCACCCCAUGGGAAGAGCUAGAGGCCUUUUCCGAGAGCCUGACGAAAGACAUUGAUAAUCUCGAAAACCAUGAGCACGGCCACCUGCCCUUCGUCGUCAUUCUCUUGCACUACCUGAACGUAUGGAAGUCGUCACACGACUCCAAGCCCCCGAGCAACUACAAGGACAAAGUGGAAUUCCGCAAAAUGGUGGCCGCUGCUACGAGAACAGACAACCCCGAAGGAGGCGAGGAGAACUUUGAGGAGGCUGUGGCUGCCGUGUUGAAGACUAUUUCGCCACCAUCACUCCCUUCUGCCGUCAAGGAGGUCUUUGAGUACAAGCAUACGGACGAGAAGGAAGCCACCUCUAGCUUCUGGAUCAUCGCAGGAGCGAUCCGCGACUUUUAUGAGAAGCACGGCUGUCUACCAGUACCAGGCGGCCUCCCAGACAUGAAGGCCCAAUCGAGCGUGUACAUUGAGCUUCAAAACAUCUACAAGGCCAAGGCUCGCAAAGAUGCAGCCGAAGUGCUCGAAUCGGUCCGUCAGAAGGCCGGUGGCGAGGGUGUCGACGCAGCCGAGGUCGACUUGUUCUGCAAAAAUGCGGCAUUUAUCAAGCUGGUCGUCCCUGUAAGUGGCGGGCCCGAACAGCUGCGCAGCGUAGCAGCGCAGGAGUUUGCCAACGACGAAAUGGCCAAGGAAGGCGUGGUGCCACUGUCGCUCCUCCCAAUCUAUCUCGCCCUCCAGUCCACGUCACACACACCCACGGCAUCUUCGGAUGAGAUUCUCGACAAAAUCAAGACGCAGCUUCCAGACUGGAGCGACAACGAGCGGCUCGCGCAGGCGGCGCAAGAGGUAGCCAGGUCUGGCGGUGGAGAGCUGCACAACGUUUCCGCCGUGACUGGCGGCAUGGUGGCUCAGGAGACGAUCAAAAUCAUCACGAACCAAUACGUACCCAUCGAGAACACAUGCAUAUUUGACGGCAUUGCAAGCCGGUGCCAAAUUCUUCGUCUGUAA
Messenger RNA from Colletotrichum godetiae, 2057 nucleotides. Its product is annotated as ThiF family protein. The coding region runs from base 462 to 2057 and encodes 531 amino acids. The record is from RefSeq and is a predicted model, not a curated record. The transcript has 5 exons. Gene Ontology annotation, biological process: protein neddylation. Gene Ontology annotation, cellular component: cytoplasm. Gene Ontology annotation, molecular function: NEDD8 activating enzyme activity. Lineage: Eukaryota; Fungi; Ascomycota; Sordariomycetes; Glomerellales; Glomerellaceae.